Plasmopara halstedii is the source of this 966-nucleotide messenger RNA. Its product is annotated as aspartate carbamoyltransferase. Gene Ontology annotation, biological process: 'de novo' pyrimidine nucleobase biosynthetic process; amino acid metabolic process. The transcript has 4 exons. The coding region runs from base 1 to 966 and encodes 321 amino acids. The record is from RefSeq and is a predicted model, not a curated record. NCBI's taxonomy places the organism in Eukaryota, Oomycota, Peronosporomycetes, Peronosporales, Peronosporaceae. Gene Ontology annotation, molecular function: aspartate carbamoyltransferase activity; amino acid binding.
AUGGCGCACAAGUUAGACGGCAAGACAGCAGUAGGUGCUUGGGAAGGCGAGAGCAUUUUAUCAGUAGUACAAUUUGGCAAAGAUAGCGCGCAGCGCGUACUGAGCGUAGCCGAUGAGAUGAAAACGAUGGUCAAGACGCAAGGCGCAAAUGAUUUACUUAAUGGAAAGCUUCUGGCGAAUGUGUUUAUGGAGCCGUCCACGCGUACGAGCAGCUCAUUUCAAGCAGCAAUGCUGCGGCUUGGCGGUCGUGUAGUAUGCGUUAAUGAGAGUUCAUCUAGCAGUCAAAAAGGCGAGACAUUGCACGAUACUAUUCGAUGUCUUGAGUGCUAUGCCGACGUCGUUGUGCUUCGACAUCCAGUCAAGGGCAGUGCUUUGAUAGCCGCUGAAGCGACAAAGAAACCGGUGCUUAAUGCUGGUGACGGUGUGGGUGAACAUCCGACCCAAGCUUUGCUAGAUUUGUAUACAAUUUAUAGCGAAUUUGGCGAUCUAGAAAGUCUUAAAGGCAAGGUCAUCACCAUGGUCGGCGACCUUAAAAAUGGUCGUACUGUGCACUCGUUGUCCAAGCUGCUAGCUAUGUACGGACCAAAGUUUAACUAUGUGUCGCCUGAAAGUUUAAAAAUGCCGCGCUACGUGUACGACGAGCUGCAGAGCCAAUGCAUUAAGCAGAAUGAAACCACUGACCUUGAUUCGGUCAUCCACGAGACGGAUGUACUCUACGUCACGCGCGUGCAAAAGGAACGAUUUGAUGACGAAGAGGACUAUAUUGCUGUCAAAGACAGCUUUCGUAUCACGCUUGAUGUGAUCAAAGAUGCCAAAUCUGAAAUGAUUAUAAUGCAUCCGCUGCCGCGUGUUGGUGAAAUUGCCGAAGAAGUCGACAAGGAUCCACGUGCCGCUUACUUUCGUCAAAUGGAAAAUGGCAUGUACGUACGAAUGGCGUUGCUCGCUCUUGUGUUGGGUAAGGCAUGA